CGAGCCUGAGCCUGAGCCUGAGCCUGAGCUGGCGACUGGGGCUCUCUCCCGGAUUCUCCCCGCUUCCAGUUCCUUCCUAGACUCCCAGCCUUCUCCUCUUCUCGCCGGGCCCAGCUGCUACAGACUCUCCGGUCUCUCCGCCGGCUUCCGCUACCUCGACAACCUCCCCUCUUCUCUCCGUCCUCUGUCUCAUUUCCACGACCUCCUAUGACCGCCAUACCAUCCCCACCGCGGCGUCCAACAUCACGGUAUCCGUCUUGCGGAGUCGCGUAAAACCCGCAUUCCAGAAGUCAUCAAGCAGCAAAAUGAGCGGUCCUGCACAUGCCAGCUACGUUCUUCCCUUACUCUUCCUCUUCUCUGCACUGGGAGCAGCCGAUGCCUCCUCUCGCUGCUCUAAUAACCAAGGUUCCUCAUUGGUCAGAAAUAUAGGUGAUAUGCCUCAAAGUAACUUUGGGAGAGGGGGUUUGGCACACAUAACCAUUGCAGGUGCUCUUUCACAUGGAAUGAAAGAGGUGGAGAUUUGGCUUCAGACUUUUGCUCCAGGCACACGGACACCAAUCCACAGACACUCCUGUGAAGAGGUAUUUGUUAUCUUAAAAGGGAGAGGCACUCUUUUGCUUGGCUCAAGCUCUCUUAACUAUCCAGGAAAGCCUCAGGAGUUUGCUAUCUAUUCAAAUAGCACAUUCUCUAUACCCAUGAAUGAUCCGCAUCAGGUUUGGAAUACUGAUGAGAAUGAAGAUUUGCAGAUGCUAGUUGUAAUAUCACGUCCACCUGUCAAAGUGUUCAUCUACAAUGACUGGAGCAUGCCCCAUACUGCAGCCAAAUUGAAAUUUCCUUACUAUUGGGAUGAGGAAUGUUUUUAUGAACCCAAGGAUGAGCUGUGAUUUCCACGCAUGAUGUCCUUUCUUGCAGUCACCUUGGUCUACUUGUUUGGUUCUCGACCUUUCACUUCUGUAUGAUGGUGUAAUGAUUUCAAUAAAAUUGAUUACAUGUGAUCAUUUUGGGCUUGAAACAAUGGUUGUAACAGAUUUACCUAACAGAUUUCAGGUUAUAAGGUGGUCCUUCUAUGGCAUAUUUCUGCUUUGUCUCA
Messenger RNA from Elaeis guineensis (African oil palm), 1090 nucleotides. Its product is annotated as auxin-binding protein 4. Gene Ontology annotation, molecular function: auxin binding. Gene Ontology annotation, biological process: positive regulation of cell division; unidimensional cell growth; cytokinesis by cell plate formation. NCBI's taxonomy places the organism in Eukaryota, Viridiplantae, Streptophyta, Magnoliopsida, Arecales, Arecaceae. The record is from RefSeq and is a predicted model, not a curated record.